This is a messenger RNA of Acaromyces ingoldii, 4528 nucleotides long. RefSeq names its product MED14-domain-containing protein. Gene Ontology annotation, molecular function: transcription coregulator activity. The record is from RefSeq and is a predicted model, not a curated record. Gene Ontology annotation, biological process: regulation of transcription by RNA polymerase II. The transcript is spliced from 7 exons. The coding region runs from base 341 to 4342 and encodes 1333 amino acids. Gene Ontology annotation, cellular component: core mediator complex; mediator complex. Lineage: Eukaryota; Fungi; Basidiomycota; Exobasidiomycetes; Exobasidiales; Cryptobasidiaceae.
CUUUCGUCGCAUCUCCUCCAUCCGAACAACCUUCCUCCCGAUUCCUUGUCCUGCACACUCGUGUCUUCCUCCUCUUCUCCCUCCUGUCGCCCCUUCACGAAGCCCGAAGAGAUCCAACCUGUAGGCUGCGCGAUUCGAGAACCUGCCAACGUAGCAAGCAGGCCGAAAGCAGCGUCGCUCACCCCAUUGCUCAGUCUCGCCUCCCCACUCGUCAGGACCCAUCUUUCGAAUCUCGCCCCGUAGACAGGUCCUUUGGCCGGGCAAAGAAGGUCAUUCAACUGCGUGAGGGCAAACCGGUGUCGUCGCGAGGAAGAGCCGAAGCAUCGUCGUCAACUGUGUUAUGCCCAGUACGCCGACGGUCCACCAACGAGCACAGGAUCAUCAUCAUUCAACUUCUUUCGUUAACGCAGCGCAGCACAACGCAGCCGCAGCCAGGCAAGGGCACGCUGGAUACGCUAAGCCUUCUCCGGCCCAGGGGCCCCUGGGAGCCUUGAGCCCUACCAUUUCCACACCGAGCAACCCGUCGAUUGCCUCUGGUGGUAGCGUCGUCCAUAACAGCAAUGGCGCAAAUGGAAGAACAAGCAAAGGUCAAAUAGCAGGGCCAGCCAAUGGAGGAGGCGGAGGUGGUGGUGCAGUAGGCAACAGCAGUGGCGAUGCCGGUGGUGGUAUUGUCUCUGGUGCCGGAGUGGGACAGGCAAAGGUCAAUGGUGAUGACGGACAAGAUCGACAGGGCGGCGCCAUCGCUGGUCCGGGACCAAGCACUGUGCAGGCUGCCGCUGCGGCUGCAGCUGCCGCUUCUUCGUCAAAGACCAACCAGUUUACUUUGCAUAAUGGUGUCAGCGAGGGCCAAGAUGCUCCUCAGGACCUGAGCCAGGAGGUGUACUCGAUCUUGUACAAGACAAGGAGGCGGCGCGCAUGGGAAAAGUCUCGUCACAUCGACGAGGUGAUGCCAACGAGGGAGGAGCUCGACGAACAGGUGCGACCGCCGCUGCCGAACCCAGACGAACAGGACAGGGACCUCAUUCCCCUCAGCGCUAUCGCUCAGAGGCUUGUCUUCUAUGCAUGGCAGCUCUUUGCCAAUCAGGUGGAAAUCAACCCUUCUCUCUCGCCGAUGGAGCGUCGAAAAAGAAUGUUCAACGACGCAGUCGAAGCUCGCAAGCAACUCAUCAAACUUCUCGUCCUAGCUCGGUGGUGUGCAUGCGCAGAGGAGCUUCAUCUAGCGAGGGACAUCAUCUCUUUCAUCAACGAUCACAUCUUCCAGACGGACUCAGCGGUGGCCUCUUUGAACGAGACGCGCAGCAUCCUCACCAGGGCAAGGUUGCGCUCUUUUGACGUCGUCACGGCCAUUGAGGUUCUUGGAGCGGGAGCACCGCAAAGAGUGCCGCCUCUAAUCAAGGAAUCAAUCGCUCCCCAAAAGCAGUACACCGACGACGAGGCAUUAGAAAUCAUCGAGGAGCUCAACGAGGCCCUGACAGUGAGGCUGGCGUGCGACGAGGCUAUCCCUGUCCCAAUGCUCAGCUAUACCAUCGAUGACGGUCGAGCAUGUUUCGUCGUACCGUCUCUCUUCGAAGCGGAUCUCACGUUAGCAGGUGUCAGCAUAGAGGAAGCCCUUUGGCAAUUGACGAGGGUCAAGUUCGACUUCAAGAUUACCGGCAGCGGGGCCGAUCGCUUUCCAAGGCAGCCCAUCAAUCAGCAGCGUCAAGUCAUCCUCUACCUGGCCAACGCAGAGCUGGCACCGAAGAGCAUCGCCGCCGUCCCAGAAUUGGAGGCAUCAACGGAGCAGGUUCCGGCACAGACAGCGACGGCUGCCGUGACAGUAGAGACCGACGUAGAGAUGCAUGAUGCAGAAGAUGGCAUCCCUGCAGAAUUUGACAAGCCUGGCGAUACACUGCCAUUUCGAAAAGAUACGCCGCUCUUGCGGCUCUACAACUUUCUUCAAUCCCAAGCCCUCAAUUACCAGCUUGAUAUCCUGCAUUACCAGGCGAUACAACUCACAAAGCUCAGCUGGGGGGCGAGCUUGGCUGUUCACAUGGAUCACACAGCCCGACCACGUACUCUAUCGAUUAGAUACUGGAACCAGCAAGGAGCCGUUCGAACAGAGAGCGGCCAGCGGGGCGAGCAGCAGCGAGCCUGGACACCCGCAGCAAGCGCCACGCUCAAGGUCUCGGUUCGAGAAGUGCAGGACUCGAGUGGCAAAGGAGUCACCGUGGAAGGCCUCCUUGAUGUGCAAGACGACGACGAAGAGAGGGCACGAAACCAGUCCUUGACGCGCCUUGAAAUCCCCGUCGAGUGGGAGGUUGACGGUCCUGCUACGCCACACUUACGCACAAAAGACUUCACCAUCGACAACCGGGAUCUCGACAUUGAGAAGCUUCUUCUCGAAGCCGUCAGUAGGCACGCUCAUGCUGCCCUGCUGGCGUUUCGGUCGAGGAUACAGGCAAGCAGCCUGUGUGCAGCUGUGGGUUCGGAUCAGUGCCGCCUGCGUAGCCACAUGGAACAUAGGCGGCCGACGCACGCGCUCGUACUUCCUCUGCACGAGCGUCUCUGCCUUGUUCUUCACCUCGAUGCUCUCUCAGGUCAGCUUCGGCUCGAGGAAGCUCAAGGUAGCGGAAGCACAACGUCCCUAUCUUGCACGUCCUUGGCAAGCCAUGACAGGUCGAGGCAGCUGCGCGAUGCAUCGAAGCGGCUCAAUGACCGUCCAGGGCAGGUCGUAAGCAUCCUUCAAAACCUCCGAUGCAAUGUCAUCUUGGAGGACCUUGAGCAAAAAGCUUCGCUACUCGGACUACCCUGUACGAGGCGAUUGCCGCUACGGCAGGAAGACUACCAACAGUUGCGGGCUCAUCCCGGCACCAUGCUCUUCGUCCAUCUCGCCCCCUUCCCGACAUACUAUCUCGUCUUGCGCGUCACCGACGAUGCGAUACGCGUUGCGCUCAUCUGUGCUCACACUUUCAUGGAGGGCGUCAUGACUUCGAUGCUGAUAUACUCGCUCGUUUGGCUCGAUCGCUCGAGAAUCACAAGGUCGCAUGCGCUUAGUGAGGAGGCGAAAACACUCGGAAAAAGGAGACAUGGCAUGAAUGUGGCGAUCUCAAGGGGUAACCCGAUGUCUCUGACGGAAGAGGAAUUGGCAAAACUUUACAGCUACAGCCUAGCCCUCGUCAGCUUCAACAAGGUCGAGCAGCAGCUCCAGCUAAAGAAUGUUCCCUUUGUCCACGUCAGCCCUGCUUCCGCUCGUUCGGGCGAGAUCGACGAUUGCGACGAUGUCCAACGGAGCGUUAUCGACUUGGUCCCUAGCCUCGCCCUGCGUGCCGAUAUGCUCCUGGGGCCGGCUCAUACCAUUGUCAAGCCGAAUCUAUCGCUCAAGAUGAAGCAGUGGUGGGAUGUCUCGAAGAGCCGCGUGGAAAUCUCAGCACGCUUGCGAGUGCGGGCGGGCCUUUCGAACCGUCGCAUAAGUGCUUCGGGCGGAGCGACGCUGGACUUCGACCCGCGCACAUCGAUCUUGACCUUCUCGACGCAAGAUGUCGACAACUGCAUCUCGAUGUUCCUCCUCGAGUGGAACCGAGUGUCCAAGGUGGCCAACCUCGCAAAGGAGCUCCUCGGCUGCCACAAGAUCGAUGGAUGGUCCUCUGGAUUUGUGCCAACGCUCGACAAGUUUGACCUUUGUAGCGUCUCGUUUGAGUAUGCCAAAGGUCUUAGCGCUGAGGUGUCUUGGCGGGAGGAUCUGCGGCUCCUAAAGGGCGGCUUUUACUCCAUCGUCUUUUCGUCUUCGCUGGCAUCCAAAAACCCGCACGAGGUCAUGGCACCGACGCUGCAGAGGUCGCUCAGCCGGGGCAACGACAACGAGCCGGGAUUCUGGCUUGGGUUCUUGAAGCUUUUGCAGAACCUCUUGCCCAUGCUGGAGCAGGUGUCAGAGAUCGACGAGCGGUGUCUCGAAGAUGUCAGCAGUCCUGAGCUCGAGGUCCGAUCGGCGACGCAGCUUCGUCUCGUCUUUUGGGAGCAAUACGUCCUCGACAUUGAACUUCGGCGGGGGGCAAAGGUGCUUUUCAGCACGACCACCGCGCCGUCGCCAGCUCUCGAGGCCAAAGUGGUAGUAGAUGAAGAUCGACUGAAAAGAGCCACAGCCAUUCCCAACUUCGAUCGCAUUGCGCUCGACGUCACCAAGGCAUACUGCGAACAGGCGGAGCCCUCGUCUUCUGAGUCCUCGAGGAUUGUCCAGAGGCUACCCGCCGUACUGGCGCUGGAAAGGGGGAUCCUGUCCGAUUGCACCCCGGCAACGGCUAGAUUCGUGCUCCGCAUGCUCCAGGAAAAGAUUGUAGAGGAGCUCACGGCAGUGGAAGCAAUUUGAUGUUCCUGUCAGCCAUUAGAGCUGCAGCCACUCCCUUCAUGACGUCCCGACCUAACGUCUCUCUCUCCUCACCUCUGAAACUUAAGGUGCAUUUAACCAUCGACUCAGUCCAUUCAGCUGCUCCUGCACUCUAAAAGUGCGCCGAGCCGGACUCUGCGAUCGUAGCUGUUGGCCGAGAAGAAAGGA